Messenger RNA from Terrapene triunguis (Three-toed box turtle), 2637 nucleotides. RefSeq names its product semaphorin-4C-like. Gene Ontology annotation, biological process: neural crest cell migration; axon guidance; negative chemotaxis. The transcript is spliced from 15 exons. The coding region runs from base 112 to 2628 and encodes 838 amino acids. The record is from RefSeq and is a predicted model, not a curated record. NCBI's taxonomy places the organism in Eukaryota, Metazoa, Chordata, Testudines, Emydidae. Gene Ontology annotation, molecular function: chemorepellent activity; semaphorin receptor binding.
UCGGUUCUCGCGCUGGGCCGGGCUCCAGAGCCCCGAAGGCCGCCCAGAGCAGUGAAGGCACGAAAGGAGCUGGGCGCAGGGAGGCCAGACCCCAGCGCGCCACGGGGCAGCAUGGACGCCAGCCUCCCAGGCCUCGCCCUGCUCACCACCGUCUUCCUGAGUGUGGGCACCGCCGACGCUGCCUGGUGGAACCUGGUGCCCAGGAAAACCAUCCCCUACAACGAGCUGAAGGACGUGGCGAAGCGGUUCUCCAAGGCGGGCGUGUCGCACUACAUGACGCUGACGCUGGGCGAGGCCGAGAGGGUGCUGUACGUGGGUGCCCGGGAGGCCAUCUUCGCCCUUGCCACCGGCACCAUGGAGCUGAAGGCAGCGAUCUCCUGGGAGGCUCCGACAGAGAAGAAAGUGGAAUGUAUCCAGAAGGGCAAGAACAACCAGACCGACUGUUUCAAUUACAUCCGCUUCCUCCAGAGCUACAACAGCUCCCACCUGUACGCGUGCGGCACCUUCGCCUUCCAGCCCAAGUGCACCUACAUUGAGCUGUCCAGUUUCUCCCUCAACAGGCUGGCCUUCGAGGACGGGAAGGGGAAGUGCCCCUACGACCCGGCCAAGGGCCACACGGGCCUCAUCGUGGAUGGCGAGCUGUACUCGGCGACGCUCAACAACUUCCUGGGCACGGAGCCGGUGAUCCUGCGCAACCUGGGUCCCCACUACUCCAUGAAGACGGAGUACCUGGCCUCCUGGCUGAAUGAGCCCCACUUCGUGGGCUCGGCCUACGUGCAGGAGAGCGUGGGCAGCCCCAGCGGGGACGACGACAAGGUCUACUUCUUCUUCAGUGAGCGGGCUGUGGAGUACGACUGCUACGCCGAGCAAGUGGUGGCCCGCGUGGCCCGGGUCUGCAAGGGGGAUGUGGGCGGCGCCCGGACCCUGCAGAAGAAGUGGACGACAUUCCUCAAGGCCCGGCUGGUCUGCUCCAUCCCGGAGCAGCAGCUGCACUUCAACCGGCUGCAGGCCGUGUACACGCUGGGCGGGACCACCUGGCGCGACACCACUUUCUUCGGCCUCUUCCAGGCUCGCUGGGGGGACGUGGACGUCUCUGCCGUCUGCCAGUACCACAUUGAGGACGUGCGCAAGGCCUUCGAGGGGCCCUACAAGGAGUACCGGGAGCAGGCCCAGAAGUGGGGCAGGUACUCGGACCAGGUGCCCAGCCCCCGGCCUGGGGCGUGCAUCACUGACUGGCACCGGCAGAAUGGCGUCGCCAGCUCGCUGGAGCUGCCCGACAACACGCUGAACUUCGCCAAGAAGCACCCGCUGAUGGACGAGCCGGUGCUGCCGCGCCACGGCCGGCCCCUGCUGCUCAAGAAGGACGCCAACUUCACCCGCCUGGUGGUGGACCGGGUGCGCGGGCUGGAUGGGGUCUCCUACAACGUGCUCUUCAUUGGGACAGGUGACGGGUGGCUCCACAAGGCCCUGGUCCUGCCCUCCCGCGUCCACCUUGUGGAGGAGCUGCAGGUCUUCGAGCCGGCGCAGCCCAUCGAGAGCCUCGUGCUGGCCCACCAGAAGAAGCUGCUCUUUGCCGGCUCUCGCUCCCAGGUGGCGCGGCUGUCCCUGGCCGACUGCACUAAGUACCGCUCCUGCGCCGACUGCGUCCUGGCCAAGGACCCCUACUGCGCCUGGAGCCGCAAUGCCAGCCGCUGCCUCCGGGCUGACGGCUCUGACGGGUCCCUGCUGGUCCAGGACGUGGUGAACGCGGACACGGCUCUCUGCAACCUCCUCCGAGCACCCCCCUCAGUUAAAGUCACUCCCAAGAACAUCACAGUGGUGGCCGGCACGGACCUGGUCCUGCCCUGCCGCCUCACCUCCAACCUGGCCGGGGCUCGCUGGACCUUCAAUGGGCGGGAGCUGGCCGAGGACCAGGCCUCGGUGCUGUACGACGCCCGCCUGCAGGCCUUGGUCAUCCUGGGCACGGGCCCCCAGCAUGGUGGUGCCUACCGGUGCUUCUCCGAGGAGCAGGGCACACGCCUGGCAGCUGAGGGCUACUUGGUGUCGGUGGUGGCAGGCCCGGCCGCCACACUGGAGGCGCGGGCCCCGCUGGAGAGCCUGGGGCUGAUGUGGAUGGUGGCGAUCGCGCUGGGUGCCCUGUGCCUGGUGCUGCUGCUGGUGGUGCUGUCCCUGCGGCGCCGGCUGCGGGAGGAGCUGGCCAAGGGCACCAAAGCUGUGGAGAGCACCCUGGUGUACCCCAUCGAGCUGCCCAAGGAGCCCCCCAGCCCCAAGUUCGUUCCCAGCGCCACCUCGGACUCGGACGAGAAGCUCUGGGACCCGGCCAGCUACUACUACUCGGAUGGCUCCCUCAAGAUCGUGCCAGGCCACGCCGUGUGCCAGAACGGCUCGGCCACACCCUCGCCCCCCACCAAUGGCAUCCCCGGGCAGCCCCUGGCCUCCCCGCCCCCGCACUCGCCCAACCGCAUCCACCUGGGCAGCGUCCGCGGCUCCUCCUCCAACGGCUACAUCCGCCUGCAGCUGGGCGCCGAGGAGCGGCCCGGCUACAGCGACCUGGCCGAGGAGCUACGCCGCAAGCUCCAGCAGCGCCAGGCGCUGCCCGACUCCAACCCCGAGGAGUCCUCGGUGUGAGGCCGGGGC